AUGGGCAACGGCACCACCGGGGCCGCGCCCUGCAACGGCACCGCGCUGCCCCCGGCCCCGCCACCGCCGGCCGCCGGGCACAACAUCGCCGCCCUGGUGCUGGGCAUCGUCCUCAUCCUGCUCAUCGUGGGCGGCAACGGGCUCGUCUGCCUCAGCGUCUGCACGGAGCGGGCGCUGAAGACCACCACCAACUACUUCAUCGUCAGCCUCGCCGUCGCCGACCUGCUGCUCGCCCUGCUCGUCCUGCCCCUCUAUGUCUACUCCGAGUUCCAGGGAGGUGUGUGGUCCCUCAGCAUGGUGCUGUGCGAUGCUCUGAUGACCAUGGACGUGAUGUUGUGCACAGCCUCCAUCUUCAAUCUCUGUGCUAUCAGUGUGGAUCGGUUUAUCGCUGUUUCAAUCCCCCUGAACUACAACCGGCGACAGAUCGACCUGCGGCAGCUGAUCCUCAUAUCCACCACCUGGAUAUUCGCCUUUGCCGUCGCAUCCCCCGUCAUAUUUGGCCUCAACAGUGUCCCAAACCGGGACCCCAGCUUGUGUCAGCUGGAGGAUGACAACUACAUCAUAUACUCCUCCAUCUGCUCCUUCUUCAUCCCGUGCCCCGUCAUGCUGGUGCUCUACUGCGCCAUGUUCCAAGGACUCAAGCGCUGGGAAGAAGCCCGGAAGGCCAAGCUCAGGGGCGGCAUCUACGGGGCCAACAGGAAGCUCUAUCACCCUGGAACUUUCAUUGCGAGCGAGCAGACCAGGCUGGAGCCAGAUGAGUGCAACCCCUAUGUCCUCUCCAGCCACCCAGGAGACUGUGGGAUGAGCAAUGGGAUCCAGACUGUCUCCUACUCCCACCUCAAAUACCCACACCCGGGACACAGUCGGAAGCAGGCCAAGAUCAAUGGCCGGGAGCGGAAGGCCAUGCGGGUGCUGCCUGUCGUUGUUGGUGCUUUCCUCUUCUGCUGGACUCCUUUCUUCGUGGUCCACAUCACCAAGGCUCUCUGCAAGUCCUGUGCUGUUCCCACUCAAGUCACCAGCACCGUCACCUGGUUGGGUUAUGUCAACAGCGCCGUCAACCCCAUCAUCUACACCGUGUUCAACGCCGAGUUCAGGAACUUCUUCCGCAAGGUCUUGCACCUCUUCUGCUGAGCCCUGGGACAGGGCCGGGCGGGUGGGGUUUUGUAUAGUUCAUUAAAGUUCUAUUUCUGUCUAA
This is a messenger RNA of Strigops habroptila (Kakapo), 1195 nucleotides long. It is a transcript of the gene DRD4, whose product is annotated as dopamine receptor D4. Gene Ontology annotation, cellular component: plasma membrane. Bases 1 to 1131 code for a protein of 376 amino acids. NCBI's taxonomy places the organism in Eukaryota, Metazoa, Chordata, Aves, Psittaciformes, Psittacidae. Gene Ontology annotation, molecular function: G protein-coupled receptor activity; dopamine neurotransmitter receptor activity, coupled via Gi/Go. Gene Ontology annotation, biological process: adenylate cyclase-inhibiting dopamine receptor signaling pathway; adenylate cyclase-activating adrenergic receptor signaling pathway. The transcript has 4 exons. The record is from RefSeq and is a predicted model, not a curated record.